Paracoccidioides lutzii Pb01 is the source of this 1635-nucleotide messenger RNA. Its product is annotated as sphingosine-1-phosphate phosphohydrolase. The transcript has 5 exons. Gene Ontology annotation, molecular function: sphingosine-1-phosphate phosphatase activity. Bases 1 to 1635 code for a protein of 544 amino acids. Gene Ontology annotation, cellular component: endoplasmic reticulum membrane. The record is from RefSeq and is a predicted model, not a curated record.
AUGACCAACGAAAAAGAUCAACCCGAUGCGGGAUUACGGAGUCUAAAUCAUUAUCGUGAGAAGCUCCCAAAAUGGCGAUACAUGCUGCGGACAGCCACCCUGCCCCUCGUACGGUGGGAGACGCCUUAUCUCGCCUGGUUCCAGGAGAGAAUUCGCACCCCUUCUCUCGACUCGUGGUUUGCAAUCACCGCCAACCUCGGAACACAUACCUUCUACAUGAUCAUGCUGCCGGUUUUGUUCUGGUGCGGCUAUACAGAAGUCGGUCGAGGAAUAGUCCAACUAUUGGCCUCAGGCGUAUUUUUCAGCGGCUUUCUCAAGGAUCUGCUUUGUCUUCCCCGACCAUUGUCUCCCCCUCUCACUCGCAUAACCAUGUCAGGCUCAGCGGCGCUUGAAUACGGCUUCCCCUCCACGCAUACCACUAAUGCCGUCUCCGUCGUCGUUUACCUUCUUUACGUUUUACAUUCUCCGGACUCCAGCAUCAGUCCUCUGAAGAAUAUCAUCUUCCAGACUAUCCUAUACAUAUUUGCGGCAUCCAUUGUUAUAGGGAGACUGUACUGUGGCAUGCAUGGAUUCUUUGACAUUAUCAUGGGAGGCUUCCUUGGUGCGCUUUUGGGAUACAUACGAAUUGUGUAUGGUCCUUUGUAUGACGAAGAGCUGUUUUCCGGUUCGAUAAAAAUCGUCUUUGCCGUGGUUGUAGUUAUCCUUGCCUUGAUUCGGAUCCACCCGGAGCCUGCAGAUUCGUGUCCGUGCUUCGACGAUAGCGUCGCCUUUGCUGGAGUGAUGAUGGGAGCGGAGUUUGGGAACUGGCAUUUUGCCCAGACCAGUUAUCCUAUGCCUAGCUCUUACCCGGGGACUAUACCUUAUGAACUGGCAAAAGUUGGUUGGAUAAAGACCAUUUUGCGGAUUAUUUUAGGGAUUUUGAUGGUUUUCUUGUGGAGGGAGAUAAUGAAACCGUCCCUUCAUCGGGUUCUGCCACCUAUAUUCCGAGUUGUAGAACGGCUGGGCCUCAAUCUUCCCAGAAGAUUCUUCACCCUUGCAUCCCAAUAUGAACACGUCCCCGACCAUCUCAAAGACGACGACGUAAUCCCCGACGUCUCCGAGAUCCCCUCAAUCCUCACAUCCAUCCGCCACCCGCGCCGUCGCGCGAUCUCCAUCGGCCCGCAAUCCGAAGCCGACGCCUACGAAGCCCUCGCAUACCGCGAGAAACGGCGACAAGAAAGUAUCUCUUCUGACAAGGCGCGCAGCGUCAGCGGGCGACGGCUCUCACUGUUUCCGACGACGGUGAAUCGUGAUGGCUCUCCGGUGAGGAGGAGUCCGCGCAGGCUUGAUGAGUAUGAACAUAUGAUGGGGACUGGUGGGACACCGUCGCCUGGGUAUGCGGGGGUUGAAAAUAGGAAUUUGGAGAAUGCGAAUGCGAAUGAGCCAAGGGAUAAUGCGGCUGAGUAUCAGCAGCGGUUUGGGACAGGGGCUGAGGAGGAGGAUGAGGAUGAGGAGGAGAUGUUUUCGAAGAUCACGCCACCGCGGGUUAGAUAUGAUGUUGAGGUUGUGACGAAAUUGAUUGUUUAUUCUGGAAUUGGAUGGUUAUCACUCGAGUUCACCCCUAUUUUGUUCCAGGUUCUUGGAUUGGCACCGUAG